UCCAACACACGACUUGUUAGCUAUUCAGCCUUGAUAUAUUAUUUCACCCAAAGUCAGUCGUUAGUUAUCUUCACCAGCAAUGCGCGUUUAGUUAGUUCGUUAGGUUUUGGAUGUGCGGUGACAUGGUGUCCCGGGUUUGCCGGGACUUUGGCGAAGUUUUGGUGUGUUGACUUACCUUUGCUUUUCGAACGUGGUCGAAUAUGCGGACACCAUCUUCCGCACGUAGUGAAGUGCACAGUGUAGCGCUGAAUUGAUUUUAUAUGGAAUUCCCGUUGGGUUAAUUUAUUUAUGCAUGAGGAAUAUGGAUGUAAUGCUAACGGAAGUGACUGUUUUCGACAUCUUAUGUAAUACAUCAGCGUGCGUGUUUUUGCGGAAGCGAUGCCGCUCACACAGGGAUACGGUGUUUUCGCAUGGAUUACACGGAUUUUACACUUAUCCGGAUCCGUAGCGAUUAAGAUGAUUUUCGAAGAUCUUUUGCUGGGAUAUGCACACAGAUACACGUUGCCGACACUGACAAUGUGACGAAACAUGCGUGAAGACAUAUAUAACGCCGAGGAAAUCUCCUCGAGCCAUGCUCGUGUGUUGUGCACUUAUAUAUCUGUAUGCGUUCUGCGCACAUACAGCCGUUGAUCAUACAGAGCAAUUAUAACUGCGCUCUCGCGCUGGCCCGUCGACGGCAUCAAGCCCAGCGUUUUUGUCAGAAAAAUCAGCGAAAUUGCUGGCUGAUUUGCAUCUUCACUGCGCAGGCUGACAACGGAGUCGGAAAAGCCCAGUGUCAUCCACAGAUACCAGGCAAGUCCGGGAAUUGCGAUCUAAAUGUGGAAACAACUCCAACCUCCAGAAUUCUAUGCUAUGCGUUCCACUUCCGGCGUGAAGUUCGCACUGCAGCAGAAAUAUCACGGCUAGCAGCAGGGGAAAUCUGGUUGUAUAAACGCAAGCUUCAAGCGGAUAUGCAUGACUGAACAGUGAACGCUACUCAACAACCACGAAGUCUGUCAGCAUGGAUGCAGAAACGCACUCGCGGGACACUAUCUUGGCCAAAGUCAGAACAAAGACGAACUUGACCUUUCCAAGCAGUAAGAGCCAAUUCUCCGUGCAAGAGAAAACGGAAAGGAAUGGUGAUAUCUAUGGGCACUGGCCACUUCCCCAUAGAUUCAACCGGCACCGGUAUGGCCACGGCCGCCGCAGCCAAUCUGCCCUACGACUCGCUCCCGCAUCACCAUCACUACUCGUCAUCGGCCGGCGCCGCACCCUUCUCCAACUCCGUCAACGGUCUCUCCAUGCACUACCCACACUACACUCACAACCAAACGGCCAGUCCGCCCACGGAUUUCAGCAGUCCGGGCGCCGCUGCCGCCGCGUACAUGCACCAUCCCGGCUACUAUACACCGGCCGGCAGUGCUGUGUACGGCCAGAAUCCUACUAUUAUCACCAUACCCACCUGAGCGCCGGCGACACGCAUGCCGGCGCAGCCUACACCACGGAUUACGACACGGCAUUUCCUCCACAGCCCACAUUACAUCACACGUACGGGACGACAGCUAAUGAAGCCUACGGAUCGGCGGCCGGUGCAUUAAACAACCGUUCAAGCGGAUACACUGCCCAUCAUCAACGCCAGCCGUCAAGCGUGCCCAUUAACUCUCACGCAGCCAAUCUCAGUCAAGACCAUCUGAUUUCUCAUCAGCCAAUUCAACAGCAGUUUUCCCCGACCAUGUCGUCGACAUCCAAUACAUCGCCCGGUCCCUAUGCACCAGUUAAUAUCAACCACGGCGGCCCUGAAGCCAAAUAUUCCCCCACCGGUUCCUACCCGUCGAUGACGACCGGAGCGGUUGCCCCGCAGACCCCUGUAUCUCAGCCUCCAGUAUUAUCUAAACCCGUGGAAGUCUAUGACUGGAUGAAACAGUCGCGCGGGCCCAAUCACGGUGGACGGCGCAAACAGGCGGCCAAAGUGGUGGAGAGAAGCCCCGCCUGUCACCGGAGGGCCAGGAUGGCUACACGUACAAGGAUCUCUCGGUACCCACCGGUAUGGGCGGUCAGAAUCGGCGCGGGGAAUCACCGGCGUCGUCGGGUGAUGGAUCGGGCGAGUUUGAUGGUCAAGUUUGGCAACGAACCCCACCAAAGUGGACAUGGCAGUAGCAAUAGUAAGCGUGCGCGGACAGCAUACACCAGUGCCCAGUUGGUGGAACUGGAAAAGGAAUUUCACUACAACAGAUACCUGUGCCGACCGCGUCGAAUUGAGAUGGCCAACCAACUGAGUCUGACGGAACGCCAGAUAAAGAUAUGGUUUCAAAAUCGCCGAAUGAAGCAUAAAAAAGAGCACAAAGCACGCGGCGGCAGCUACACACCGGGCCCGCUGGGUAGCGGUUGUAGUCCCACGUACGACAUGCACCAUCAGCAUAAGUGCAGUCAGCAGGGCAGUAAGUGCGGCAUGCCGGGUGAUGACGGAUCGGGUGGAGAGCCGUUUCGCUCGCCGGGUGUGAUCAUGUCAACCACAUCACCCUUCUCCACCACCACCAACACCGACACCGCCGUCAAGUGUCUAGCUAACCUCACCGAACAGAUCACCACCAUACCGGCGGAGGAUGGCGUCGAGCCGGGAGUGUUGACGGCCGCCAACAAACGCCACACCAAGCGAUCUCACAUCAAACUGGAAAUGGACAACGACGACGCCGGCGAUGGCAUGAACUGCAAGAAGGCCAAAUAGUAAUCUCAUCGUAUUCGUGCUGCUGAUUUUUGUUUUUGUGUUCGCCUGGUUGAACGAGCCGUUUAAUCGUUAAUGUGAAACUCGAACAUCUGUUCGUGUGCUUACAGUACUGUCUGGAUGUACAGUAUAACGAUCAAGUAUUUAAAUCAUCACAAAUUUCGGUAAUAAUUGCCUGAAUGGUGACGUUACGUAACUAAUCAAGUUUUAUGCAUUCGACAUAAUUAUUUUAGACGUAUGCAUAUCAAAUGCAUGUACCGGUAUUCAUCGCGUUAUACUGUUAGUUUGUUUCAGUUCUUCCGCUGGUUUUGCUGGUUCAAGGCCCGUUCAACCGUAUUGCGGAAAAUAAAUGCUGAA
Paramacrobiotus metropolitanus is the source of this 3058-nucleotide messenger RNA. RefSeq names its product homeobox protein Hox-B3a-like. Gene Ontology annotation, cellular component: nucleus. Gene Ontology annotation, molecular function: DNA-binding transcription factor activity, RNA polymerase II-specific; RNA polymerase II cis-regulatory region sequence-specific DNA binding. The record is from RefSeq and is a predicted model, not a curated record. Bases 1001 to 2704 code for a protein of 567 amino acids. Lineage: Eukaryota; Metazoa; Tardigrada; Eutardigrada; Parachela; Macrobiotidae. The transcript has 6 exons. Gene Ontology annotation, biological process: regulation of transcription by RNA polymerase II.